This is a messenger RNA of Racocetra fulgida, 1053 nucleotides long. NCBI's taxonomy places the organism in Eukaryota, Fungi, Glomeromycota, Glomeromycetes, Diversisporales, Gigasporaceae. The record is from the annotation of a GenBank genome assembly.
UUAAACUUGGAUGAGUACAUUAAGGAUGUUCAAUCGAAAUAUGGUGAUUUUUGUGAAAUUCACUUGGGUCCUAAACGAAUUCUCAUAGUUUCAAAUAGUGAUGUAGCGUAUCCAAUUCAUACCUCUUCAGUGGCUCAUAGUUAUAAAUUUUUAUAUCGUGAUUUAUCAAAUCCUAGAUUUAAUGUAGUAAAUAUGGAAAAUAGUGGAAUAAUCGCUAAUAGAAAUUUGGAUCAAUGGAAAAUCAAUCGCGAGUUCUUCAUAAGAAUAGCAAUGUCAAAAAAAUUUUUAAAAAUGCUUGCAGGAAAAACAUAUGAAACGACUGCAGAUAUGUUUAAACUAUGGGAUAUUAUGAUAAAUGACAAGCAAGAUGUUGAUUUGUCUAAAUGGCUAGAAAGGCUUGCUGGGGAUAUAGCAAUCUCAACUUCAACUGGACUAUCUGCUUACUCAAAGAUUGACUACUUUAAUUCGCUAGGAUAUGAAUAUGAUCUUAAUUAUAUUCCAGCUUCAGAACUGGAACAAUCUUCGAAAUUAAUUUCUCAUAUUAAUUCCUUUUUUAAAGCAUUGCAAUAUCUAGAACAUAUUUUUUAUAAGUCAUUAAGCCGACCUUUGAAUGACCAUGAAAUUUUUGGUGUUAUUAGAGACAUAUUCUUGGGUUCCAUCAAAACGGUGGCUAAUUUUUUAAUAUCACUUUCGGAGAUCAGUGAAAUUUUCGGGCAUUCAAUAUCUUUAAAUUCCUUUUACGAAGGUAUCGAGAAACUACUAUAUUGUGAUGCCUUAAUUCAAGAAGCACUUCGCUUAACCACGCCAGUUCCGUUAUCUCCACGAUCGAAUUCUGAACCUGUAGAAGUUGGUGGAUAUCUAUGGAAAGAGGAACAAUCAUUUUUACUAUCUUGCCAGAAAAUAAAUAUCAACAAAAAUGAUUGGAUUGAUGGUGAAAUUUUUGAUCCAGAAAGAUUUUUGAAGAAUAUAAAUAGUAAGCGAUCAAUGAAUGCUAAAGAAGCUAACAAUAAAAGGGCAUUUACGACAUUUGGUGGAGGUGCUAAAAUUUGCCCG